CCCGGGAACUGUUUCUCGGCAUACAGCUGAAGGUGGAAUGAGGACGAAAGAGUGCGGGUCGGUCACACUAAUUAACAUACCGCACUGUUAUUGUUGGAAAUACACGUGCAGAUAAAUAUUCGCUUUAACUUUAAUAUUUGUAAAACGCUUGCUCGACAAUGGGCAGCACACGGUUCUUCUUGGCCGAUCUGCCAACGAGAACGUCGGAAGCGGAUCUGCGCAACCUCUUUCAAGACUAUGGCCAUGUGGAGCACGUUGACCUGAAGCGAAAGGAGCAGGAAGAUGGGGCGGCCAAGGUGAUAGCCUUCGUUACCCUCCAAACGGACGAUGCCCACUACUGUCUCAACGAGCUCAACUGGCAGAAACUUCAUGGUUCGAAGCUGCGAGUCUCGUUGGCCAAGGAGUCCUUCUUGGACCGUUUGAAGCGAGAGCGCGAGGAGAAUCAGCAGCGCGAACAAGGCCACCAUGAGGAGUAUGAACAGCCCAGCAGCUCCCAGCUUUUGGUGCAGAGCAGUCAGAAUAAACGCCGUGUUUUCGGCGAGGACGAGGAGAUCGGGGACGAUGAGGUAGCGCCGGAGCUGCUGAUGACCAAGAAGCGUGCCGCUCACUCCCUGCACAACGGCAGAAUUGUCAUCCAGCAAGAGCCGGACGUGAAGCCGCUGCACAUUAUCGAGCAGCACCGGAAGCCGGCGAAGAAACAGGCGGACGCCACCGUCAGCCAGGCUGAGCAAAAGCGCAAGGAGUCGCUGUUGAAGAUGCGGCAGGAGCAUCUGCAGAAGAAGUCAGCCAUACAGCAGGCUCUGGCUGGCAUCUCCGUGGACGGAGGCCAGGCCAAGCGAAUUAAGUUCAGUUACGCUGAGGAUGAAGUCGAGAAACCCGCCAAGACACCCAAGAAGGAUCUCUUCGAGAACGAGGAUGAAGAUGAGGCCGAUGAAGAGAUUGUCCUGCCCCAGCAUAAGGGCAAAAAGGGAGAGCGGCUUGUGGAAAUGCAGAGCAAACAGAGCCUCGAUCCCCGCUUUCGAAUUACGGCUAAUUUUGUUGAAGAUCAGGAGGGAGAGGAGGAGGAGGAGCCGGAGGACGACAAACCGCUGCAAGAGAGCGAGCGCAACUGGCAGAUGGGUAUAUUGGAGCAAGUGGUGGGUCGAAAGCUGACCAGCGCCAACGAGAACGCAGCCCAUCCGGCGAAGAGCAAAAAGAUGCUUCGUUUCGACCCCGCCAAGGAGGAUCAUCAAAAGCUGAUGCGGAAGAAGCCCACCCAGGAUGUUGCUCAGAAAAAGGAGACGGACGACUUGGAACCCGAACAGACCACCAGCAAGGCUCCUCCUCCCGUGUCAAAGAACAACUUUUACGUGGUCACAGAUACUCUGAAGGAAUCCCUCAACAUGCGCGGCGAUGGCUUCAGUCUGCUGGAGAUGUUUGGCACUGCCCCGGAUGAGGAGGAGGCCAAGCGCCAGGACCAGCUCGAAAAGCUGGGCACAGAAAAGAUUCUGGUGGGCAAGCCCUCCGCCAACAAGCUCGGACUCUCCACGCUCAAUCCCUUCAGUUACGAUUCCUCAGACAGCGAGGAUGCCGAGGAAGCCGCUUCGGAGGAGCCAUCGAAGGUUGGCAACGAGAACAAAGCCCCGCCCGCCAAAGAGUCCAAGCAGAAGAAGCCCAAGAUAAAGAUGGAGUCCUUCUUCAUACCCAAGAACGAUCCACGCCUCAAAGAGGGCGCCAAGUUCUUUAAGUCGGCCAAAUCCGAAGUGGACCAGGCGGACUACGAUCAGGUCAGGAAUCGCCUCAAGCUGCUGAUCACCAACAAGAUUGCCAAGACCCGGAAGAACCUGCCCGGCAAGGACAACAAGAAGCAAAGGAAUAAACAAAAGGCGAAGCCCUGAGUCCCAAGCUCCAGGGUCCAACUGGUUCUUGUCUGUACAUAGAAAGGUGUCCUAUGUUCUCUACUGCGUUUUGCAUUUCUUUUAGACCAGAUUUGUACAUACAUACAUUCUACUCCUAAAAAAGACGCUUUGAGUGUGAAGGCUUCCUGCCAGAACUCCUUCCAACCCUCUGUGCAUCGUGUUUGUGCAAAAAAAGUUAAAAUAGGCAUAAGCUCUAUAAAAUAAAUCAAUUUUUUUAAUCGUACAUUUAUUUAACUAGAUUACAAAAAAAAAAGAAA
Molecule: messenger RNA, 2155 nt
Organism: Drosophila ananassae
Lineage: Eukaryota; Metazoa; Arthropoda; Insecta; Diptera; Drosophilidae
Product: probable RNA-binding protein CG14230
Exons: 4
Coding region: 159-1877 (572 amino acids)
Molecular function (GO): RNA binding
Source: RefSeq, a predicted model, not a curated record